CAGAUUGGAUACUGUCCUCAGUUUGACGGUCUGUUGGAACAGUUGACGGGACGCGAGACUCUUGUGCUGUUCUGCAGAUUAAGAGGAAUUAAAGAGAAUGAUAUGGAGCGACACAUCCAAGACAUCAGCAAAUUAUUAUUCUUUGAAAUGCAUUUAAACAAAUUGGUUAUGAAUUACAGCGGAGGCACUAAACGUAAAUUGAGUACAGCUGUUGCAUUGCUGGGCAAUCCGUCGGUGUCCUUCUUAGACGAGCCGACCACAGGUGUGGAUCCAGUGGCCCGAAGAUGUCUUUGGGACGCGUUGACCAAAAAGCUAAACGAAGGCCGAUCUAUAGUAUUGACGUCCCAUUCAAUGGAAGAAUGCGAAGCCCUUUGCAAUCGUCUCAUAAUUAUGGUUAACGGAAGGAUCUGUUGUAUAGGAAGUCCACAGCAGCUGAAGAACAAGUUUGGCAAAGGAUAUACCGUUAGGAUUAAAGUGAGAACCGGUUUAACCGAUAGUAACCAGAAUUUGUCGGAAGGCGAGCGCCGGCACUCGAAGAUCGCGUGGCGUAAUAACAGCAUUAUAUCCAAUGAUAUUGUUUUGGAUACAAAUAUCAAAGACGUGAAGGACUUUAUGGAGAAGUCGUUCAUCGGAUGCGAACUCAAAGAAAUUCAUUACAAUUUAUUGAAUUACUAUCUGAACGAUACGGACCUGACGUGGGCUCACAUUUUCGGUGCCAUCGAAAGGGCGAAGAAUACACUGAAUAUUGAGGACUAUUCGGUCGGACAGACGACUCUCGAGCAGAUAUUCCUCACGUUUGCGUCCAAACAAAAAGAGGACAUAAAGCUAUGAAGACAUCACAAUUUGUUCAUAUAUUUUAAUGCAAAACAAAAUAACUUAGUAUUAUUAUUAUACAUAAAAACAUAAUUUAUUUUUGAUUCUCUAAUUUAAAUACCUGUGAAAUUAUAUUUUGUUAAUUAACUUAACAAAACGCAAACAUGAUCUCCAAUUUGUAACUUAUUAUAUUUUGAAUGUGUG
Medioppia subpectinata is the source of this 1017-nucleotide messenger RNA. The record is from the annotation of a GenBank genome assembly. NCBI's taxonomy places the organism in Eukaryota, Metazoa, Arthropoda, Arachnida, Sarcoptiformes, Oppiidae.